UUAGGUAUGUAUUUCACAAAGGCAUAACCGUGAUGUGACAGUAAUACGCAGGAAGGUGAAAUCCAUGUCGCAAAUGGAGAAGAAUCGAAAUACGUGUUGAAUUCUAUGGGAAAACUCGCCCUUCUCUCCAAAGCUGGUACGGCUCUGGCUUCGAACCCCCACUUCUGUCGUCCUCAAUCACUAAAUCGAAAGCCAAAGGAUCUGAAAGGCGUUGGACAGUCUUGUGCUGUGCGUAUAGUAACCCUUCACGUCUUUAUCAGGGACUAAAGUUAUAAUAUAGGCAGGUGUCUUAAACUAUACGUGAUACAGAAUGUGCCUACUUCACAACAUCGUUACCACUGUGUUUUUUGCUGGAAUUGUAUACUGGUUGAUACACUAUGCGAGGCGACUGCGCUUUUAUCGACAGGCUUGGAAAUUCUCCGGGCCGCCGAUAGUUCUACCGAUUUUGGGCAAUGCACUGUACUUUGCGGGAAAUGCUGAACAUAUCUUGAACAAAUUCAACGAAUUAUCGCGGGCGUAUCCUUCGCCUUAUCGCGUCUGGCUGGGGUCUGAAUUGUUGAUCAUUUUAUCUCGACCUGAGGACAUCAAGACAGUUCUGUGGAGCGAGAAAGCGACCGAGAAGACGAGAUUUUUCGAAUUCUUUCAACCAUGGUUAGGAAAUGGCUUGUUCACUGCACCCGGUGAAAUAUGGCGUGUGCAUCGAAAGUUGAUCGGACCAACUUUCAAUUUGAGGAUUUUGGAGUCGUUCGUGACUGUCUUCGCGGUCCAAUCGAAUGUAAUGGUGAAGAAAAUGGAAACUGAAUUGAACGGGGAGGAAUUCCUCGUUUUUGAUUACGUGUCAAUGUGCACUUUGGAUAUAAUUUGCGAAACUGCGAUGGGUGUGAGUGUAGGAGCCCAACUUAAUAAUCAAUGCAGUUACGUGGAAGCGGUAGAAAAAACGCUCAAAAUCAUCUACCGGCGAGCAUUCAGCAUUUGGUUGCACCCGCCAGCAAUUUUCAAUCGUACUCAAAUGGGAAAAGAACAAAAUAAGCAUAUAGAAACCAUGCACGAUUUUACCAACAACAUAAUUCAGACGAAGAGGAAAACUUUGCUGAAUCGGAAUACUAAAAAGACUGCAGUCAAGUGGGGGGAAGAUACCGAAGGCGAUUUGCCACUUCAAAGAAAGGCCUGCUUGGAUUUGCUGAUGGAGUUAACAGACGAUAAGAUGAAAUUUUCGGAUUCGGAACUUCGUGAAGAGGUUGACACCAUGAUUGCUGCCGGUAAUGACACGACCUCCAACACAAUCAGUUUCGUCAUGUUGAUGCUGGCAUCUCAUCCGGAUGUACAGGAGAAGGCUUACCUUGAACUCUGUGAAAUUUAUGGAAGCUGCGAUUCCAAAGAGCGCAUCGUCACACAUGAGGACUUGCCACGCAUGAGGUAUUUGGAACUUGUGAUCAAAGAAACGAUGCGUGUUCUUCCAAUCAUAGCGUUGAUAACUCGCUCAAUAAGUGAAGAUUUAGACAUAGGUGAAUAUACUCUUCCAAAAGGGAGUUUGGCUGUUAUUGACAUCCUGGGCAUACAUAGAAACAAAGAAUUCUGGCCAGACCCGCUCAAGUUUAAUCCAGAUCGAUUUUUGCCUGGUGAAGUGGUUAAACGCCAUGCUUGUUGCUACAUACCAUUUAGUGCGGGACCAAGAAACUGCAUUGGUUUGAGGUUCGCCAUGAUGGCAAUGAAGACAAUCCUGGCGACAAUGCUCCGCAGAUAUAUCAUAAAAAAAGAUAAAAUUGUGCCGUUGGUCGACGUGAAGUUGAAGUCGGAGGGUGUAAUUAAACCAGUUGAACCAAUCAUGUUGCGAAUAGAAGAGCGAAGGUGAAUUAUCAUCAACACAAGUUGGGCUGUUCUUGUAUUUGUAUAAUAUG
Messenger RNA from Diprion similis, 1898 nucleotides. Its product is annotated as cytochrome P450 4C1-like. The record is from RefSeq and is a predicted model, not a curated record. The transcript has 14 exons. Bases 311 to 1852 code for a protein of 513 amino acids. Gene Ontology annotation, molecular function: oxidoreductase activity, acting on paired donors, with incorporation or reduction of molecular oxygen; iron ion binding; heme binding. Lineage: Eukaryota; Metazoa; Arthropoda; Insecta; Hymenoptera; Diprionidae.